This is a messenger RNA of Sinocyclocheilus rhinocerous, 1748 nucleotides long. Its product is annotated as vasoactive intestinal polypeptide receptor-like. Gene Ontology annotation, cellular component: plasma membrane. NCBI's taxonomy places the organism in Eukaryota, Metazoa, Chordata, Actinopteri, Cypriniformes, Cyprinidae. Gene Ontology annotation, biological process: adenylate cyclase-modulating G protein-coupled receptor signaling pathway; cell surface receptor signaling pathway. The transcript has 13 exons. Gene Ontology annotation, molecular function: G protein-coupled peptide receptor activity; vasoactive intestinal polypeptide receptor activity; peptide hormone binding. The record is from RefSeq and is a predicted model, not a curated record. Bases 1 to 1323 code for a protein of 440 amino acids.
AUGAAAGACAAUUUUUUUGAAGUGGAAGGCAGCUGUAAAAGUCAGACCCCCAUCAUGGAUAGAGAGUGUCUGUUUGGAUUGGGAUGGACCGUUGAGGCUGGACCAGAAACCUAUAUCAUCUACUCUGUAUGCUGCAAAGGGAUGUGGGAUAUUAUUGCUUGCUGGCCAUCAGCCAAAGUUGGGGAACAUGUGGUUAUUCCCUGUCCAAAUUACUUCAGACACUUCUCUGAUCAUCAUGAAGGUAACCUCUCAAAGACCUGUACUGCUGAUGGCUGGACCGAGAUGGACCCGAUGGAAAUCGCAAUACAUUGUGGCUAUAAUCUGAAUGGCACUGUUGACGAUGAUAGUUUCUUUAGGUCGGUGAAGAUCGGCUACACCAUCGGGCACAGUGUUUCUCUCAUCUCUCUCACCACCGCCAUUGUCAUACUUUGUAUAUUCAGGAAACUCCACUGCACGCGGAACUACAUCCACAUGCACCUGUUUGUGUCCUUCAUUCUGAAAGCCAUCGCCGUCUUUGUCAAAGAUGCGGUGCUCUACGAUGUUAUUCAAGAGUCUGACAACUGCUCCACUGGUUCUGUUGGCUGCAAAGCUGUGAUUGUCUUUUUCCAGUAUUGCAUUAUGGCAAGCUUCUUCUGGCUGCUAGUCGAAGGUCUGUACCUUCAUGCUCUGCUGGCCGUCUCCUUCUUCUCAGAGCGGAAGUACUUCUGGUGGUACAUUCUGAUUGGUUGGGGAGGUCCAACGAUUUUCAUCAUGGCUUGGAGCUUUGCCAAAGCUUACUUCAAUGAUGUCGGAUGCUGGGAUAUAAUUGAAAAUUCCGACCCAUUCUGGUGGAUUAUCAAAACCCCGAUAUUAGCUUCAAUUCUGAUGAACUUUAUCCUCUUCAUUUGUAUCAUUCGGAUACUGCGGCAGAAGAUCAACUGUCCUGACAUUGGGAGAAAUGAAUCAAACCAAUAUUCGAGGCUGGCAAAAUCCACACUUUUGUUGAUUCCACUCUUUGGGAUAAACUUCAUCAUAUUCGCUUUCAUUCCUGAGAACAUAAAAACUGAGCUAAGACUCGUGUUUGACCUCAUUCUUGGGUCAUUUCAGGGUUUUGUGGUUGCUGUGCUCUACUGUUUCCUGAAUGGAGAGGUCCAAGCUGAGAUCAAGAGGAAAUGGAGGCGAUGGCACCUCGAAAGGUUUCUGGGUCCUGACACCAAAUACCAGCACCCAUCCAUGGGCAGCAACGGCAACAACUUCAGCACGCAGAUCUCCAUGCUGACUCGCUGCAGCCCCAAGACUCGCCGCGCAUCCGCAUGUCAAGACGAGACGUCCAUCACAAUCUAACUUAGCAUCUAUAAUGAUGUGGUAUUGUCACCAGAAUGAGACCGUGAGAGGACAUGAAGAUGUCCAGGAAGUGUUCUAGUGAAAUUCAGUUCUGACCUUCAGAGAGAUGAGCUACUAAACCCUACAUUUGCUGAAAAUAGCGCAAUUUGUUUCCAUAGGAGUCGUCAGUGAGGUUCUUGUAUGAAAAACACAAUAUCGGACAGGCACAGAUCAUCUUCUGCAACACAUAAAACCUGUAAAUAAAGCCACAGUGAUCUUCUGGAGAGCAGCGAGAUCGUAGUUUUGCCGUCAUUUUGUGCCAACUCUGCUCUGCAGGGACACAGAAGCAACAGCAUCAUCAAGAAUGACUGAUGAUACGCUGCAGGAAAAAGAGGUUAGGGAUUCUUUGCCUGGACUGCUCAUAUAUUUUGCUUAUGAGGUAAGUU